UCACCCGGACGGAAGUACCGUUGCACAUCACACCACAGACACUGGCUGGCCAGUGACAUAUUGAAUGGCAGCGGGAGCCCUUUGGAGUCCAUUUCAUUAGAGGGGGUUUUGGAUAAACAGUGAACCAUGCCUACCGUGGUCUUAAUGGACGUGUCUCUGUCCAUGACACGGCCGGUGUUACCGGAUGGCAGCGAAGAGUUUCAAAGGAAGAACCUGGCAGUCCACGGACUCAAUAUGUUGUUUGAACACAUGGCCUCCAACUACCGCCUGGAGUUCACGUCACUGAUGGCAUUUUCUUCCCUCUGGGAGCUGCUGGUGCCUUUCACCAGGGAUUACAACGCGUUACAGGAGGCUCUUAGCAACCUAGAAGACUAUGACAAGACCUGUGUGGAAUCAGCUCUGCAUGGAGUUAGUAACGUGGUUCAACAGGAGUGGGGUAGUGCCUGUCCCUGCCAGGUGGUGCUGGUUACUGAUGGAUCUCUUGGUAUUGGAAAGGGCUCCCUACGGCACUCCCUCCAAACGCUGAAGCAUCGCGGGGAUGAAAAGAAAUUCCCUCUUCCUUUCCCUUUCCCCACCAAACUGUUCAUCAUGUGUGUAGCCAAUUCAGAGGAGUUGCAGAUGACUGAUGCCAUGGACAAUUUGGAGGAGCUACUUCGUCUCAGUGGAGGCGACGGACAGAUCUUCACUGUCGAGGGUCCACUCUGCAUGAAGAGUGUGCAGGCCAUGUUUGGGCGGCUGAUUGAUCAUGCAUACUCUCCCUUCCAUGCGGUCCUACACUGUGGGAAUCUGUCCUCAGACGUUCAGGUGUUCCCUCGACCUGAGCCGGUCGUGGUAGAUGAUGAGGUGGAGCCCAUGCCCCGAACAGUCAGUACAGAUUUGGAAAUUGUGGGCUUCAUUGAAAUUGCUGACAUUUCCAGUCCUCCCGUCAUAUCCAGACACUUGGUACUACCCAUUGCUGUGAAUAAAGAAGUGGAUGACGUCGGUACAGGAGCUACAGAGGAGCUCGAGGAGGAACCUUCUGCCAGUCAGAUGGCAGGCAAAAGUCCAAACUUCUGCGUACUUCUGCACGGAAGUCUGAAGGUCGAGGGCAUGGUGGCGCUGGUCCAGUUGGGGCCAGACUGGUAUGGUAUGCUUUACUCUCAGGCAGACAGCAAGAAGAAAUCAAACCUGAUGAUGUCUCUGUUCGAGCCGGGUCCAGGGCCUCUGCCCUGGCUGGGAAAGAUCUCACAUUUGGGACCAAUCUCAGAGGCUGCAGAAAAUCCCUACGGUGAGGAUGACAGUAAAAGUCCUUUCCCUGUGCAGCCCCCGGUCAAACGAAGCUAUGCCCAGAAUGUAACUGUGUGGAUUAAAGCCAGCGGACUACAGACGGAUGUCCAGAAGAUCUUGAGGAAUGCCAGGAAAUUGCCAGACAAAACUCAGACCUUCUAUAAAGAGCUGAAUCGUCUGCGGAAGGCUGCUUUGGCUUUCGGUUUCUGGGAGCUCCUGAAGGGAGUGGCCGACCUGCUGGAGAGAGAGUGCACCCUGUUGCCAGACUCGGCCCAUCCUGACGCCGCCUUCCAGCUCUCGCACGCUGCUCAGCAACUCAAACUAGCCAGCACGGGCGACUCGCAGUACGCUGCCUUCGAUCACAACAUUGCUCCCAUGUACACCGACUUCUCCAGUUGAGCCAAAUGAAUUGGUAUGAAUGGACUAAUACCCAGCAGCCUCGGCCAGUCAGCGGGGAUGUAUCCUGACUGUUGUUGAAGAAAGGGGCUACUUCGAGUGUAAAUUAAUUCAAAGAAUGUUGGCGUGUACAUACUUUUUUUUUUUUUUACAUGUUUUGUUGCAUCGUCUUUUUCACAUACUAAACAGAGUUAAAUUUCAUUUUUAUUCAGUGUCAGAUAGGUGUCACAUUUACAGGAAACCAGUGAAACGACUGUUAUUGUUACUGUGACUUUCAAAACAAUAAAACAGCAGAGUGGGAAACCAA
Molecule: messenger RNA, 1969 nt
Organism: Mugil cephalus (flathead mullet)
Lineage: Eukaryota; Metazoa; Chordata; Actinopteri; Mugiliformes; Mugilidae
Gene: ints14
Product: integrator complex subunit 14
Exons: 12
Coding region: 127-1665 (512 amino acids)
Biological process (GO): snRNA 3'-end processing
Cellular component (GO): integrator complex
Source: RefSeq, a predicted model, not a curated record